Messenger RNA from Meloidogyne enterolobii, 292 nucleotides. NCBI's taxonomy places the organism in Eukaryota, Metazoa, Nematoda, Chromadorea, Rhabditida, Meloidogynidae. The record is from the annotation of a GenBank genome assembly.
GGAUUUAAUUUAUUUUUUAUAUUUUUCAAUUUUAUUUAUGCCUUCUGCUGCAACUUGGAAUUAUAUACGCAAAUUGGGUGUUUGUUGUGUUGGUGCAGUUGUUGGAAUGGCAACUGUUUAUAAAAUUUAUGAUCCUUUGGAAGAAAUGAAAAUGGAAAUUGAGGAUGGAAAGAUUGUUAUUUUAAGAGAAUAUGCUCCGAGAUAUGAGGAAUUGAGUAAACAAGUCGAAGAAGAAUUGAAAAAAAUUAAAGAGAGGGAAAGAAUAAAUGAAAGACUUGCUGUUAAUGGUUAA